This is a messenger RNA of Protopterus annectens (West African lungfish), 2096 nucleotides long. Its product is annotated as CD63 antigen-like. The record is from RefSeq and is a predicted model, not a curated record. Lineage: Eukaryota; Metazoa; Chordata; Ceratodontiformes; Protopteridae. The transcript is spliced from 8 exons. Gene Ontology annotation, cellular component: membrane. Bases 29 to 1192 code for a protein of 387 amino acids.
UUCAUCCAAUGGUCCGGUUGAUUCUUUGAUGAAGAGAAUGGCUUCCUCUAUGGAGAAACCAGAGCAACCACGAUUGGAUGACCGGACUAGAGCUCCUCACGCUAUUAGCCAAUUGGUGAUGGAACCAAGCAAGUCCGCCAACGUUACAUCCCCAGCAAUGUUAGCAGGAAGGAUGGAGGAGAAAGUAAUUGAUGAGUCUGUAGGGUGUGUUGAUGUUACUAGAGAUACUGCCAAUGAAUCAUAUCUGUUGCAAUCCCUAGAGAGAGUUAGGCAGUCUAAAGACACAGAGAAGAGUGUCAUUACUGUUACUGUCGAAUCGGGGGCUCGACUAAAAAACCCUCUAUUCACAGUUGGUUCCUAUGAGAAAGAAAAAGGCGAAGAAAUUGGAACAGCAAGGGGAAGAGACAGUGAAGAGGUCGAACAACAGGGACAGAAAAUGGAGGAAGGUCUCUGUUUGACUUCAGGAGAAUCAGACAUGAUGACUGGGGGACUAAGUUGUGUCAAGUUUAUGCUCGUGGCCUUUAAUUUUGUCUUCUGGGUAUCUGGCAUUGCCCUAAUAAUAAUUGGAGGUGUUUCCCGUAACUCUUAUUUAGAGUAUCAGUCUUUCACUGGAGGAGGCUUGACUAGUAUAUCUGUCAUGUUGAUUGUGGUUGGCGUUUUCAUUGCAAUAUUAUCCUUUUUGGGUUGCUGUGGAGCUUGGAAAGAAAACAGCUGCAUGCUAAUAACUUUUCUCACCAUUUUAGUUAUCAUCCUGAUUCUUCAGAUUGCUGCUGGAAUUGCUUUCUAUGUUUUACGUUCCAAGAUUGAGAACAUCAUCAGAAAACAAGCGCUGAAAGGAAUUGACAAGUACAGUCCCAAGACAAGAGAAAUUGUGGAUGAUAUUCAAGAUGAGUUCCACUGCUGUGGAGUUGAUAGCUACACUGACUGGUUCUCUAGCCAUGGCUGGGGCAAAAAUGGCUCUGUACCUGAUUCCUGCUGCAAGGUGGAGAAAGAAACCUGUGGGUCUACAGAUCUGUCAUCUAGUAACAUCAAUCAAAAUGGGUGCUUGCCAGAGAUUGUAAAAUUACUAAAGAAAAACAUGGUUUGGAUCGGAGCAGCAGCGAUUGGACUUGGUGUUGUCCAGGUCAUUGGCAUUAUUUUCAGCUCCCUAAUGAUCCAUGAUGUCUUGAAAAAAGGAUAUACAGAAAUGUGAAAGCACUCAGUGUUGAAUGCGGAGCACAAAGAAGACAGCUCCUUGCAGUUUCUUUCUGUAUUUUACCUUCCAGGUGUACCUGCCAACAGCACUCUGCAAUGAUCUUCUCUCACUAACCCUUUUACAACUUCAUUUUUUCCCAGCAUGUGCCUUUGUGGCUAGGGACAGCUGCUAUAAUUCAUUGUCUUAUUUUCAUAACUAUCGAGUACAAUUCAUUGUAAAUCCUAUUUAAAGUUUUUAGAUGUUUUCAAAAAAUAAAUGAUGAUAAAUAUACUUUUGUACCAUUGAAGCUAUGACGUGACUGCAUAUUAUACCUAUCCAUUCUGUUUCUCUGCAUUGGAUGGUCCUGUUGAUUAAGACAGAUAAGAGACUUUUUGUACUAUACAAACAGGACAUGGCACCACACAGUGCUUUUUCCAGCCUAACAAUGUAAAAUGUUUUUUUUUAAUCCAUCAUUCACUUAUUGAAAUGUGUUUCACCUCAUCUCUGCUGUGACACUACCUUUUAUAAUUAUUAAAGAAUGCAGAUGCUAAACAGUCUAGUUUAACAUUUCAAACCAGUAUUUCAGCUAAGGAAAGAAAACACUAGCUUUGCAUAAAUUGUGGAUAAAGUGCUGGACUCAGAUAACUCAUCAUUUCCUUAACCACCUUUGUGCUGUUUAACUGAUCUCAGGGACUAAUGGCAGCGCUGUCAUUUUCUAAACCAGUCUUAUUUGCCAUUCAAAGCAGAUUACUUUAUUAUAUAGCUUCAUAAAUCACAUGUUAUAUACUGAUCUGGAGUUAACAAAGAACUGUCUAAUACUCUGAGCUAACUUUGUGCCUCAACCACUUUAAAUUUGCUCUUCUAGCUCUUGUAUUUUCUCUAAUAUAUGCAGUUCAUGUAAAUAUAAAAUAAUGGCAGAACC